UACAACAGAUCGAGCCGCGGAGACGAGUCGCACGCCGCCUCCGUAGCCGCCGUUUUUCGGGAAUACGCGCGGCCGACCGCGAAACCGUCACCGCGCACACGCGCCAAACAAACGCUAUUUAUAACGUUUAUAUUAUUAUUAUUAUUAUUAUUAUUAUUAUCGUACGCAUUGUCGACGACGUCAGAUCGUGUAGAUUUGACCUGUUAUCGUAUAUACGCAAGCCCGCGAUUGUCGAUUUUUAUCGUUUCGCGACGGAUCCGGGCCUGCAGGUCAUGGCCCUGGAGACGGAACGUUGCAGCCCGAACAACGCUUCGAGCCCCGGCCCGACGGACAACAACCGGCGGCCCGGGCUGGACGACUGCAGCGAUCAGACCAAAGAAGUGGUGUCGUCGUCGUCGUCAACGACAACGACAUCGCCGCAACAGCAGUCGCAGCCGGACGUCGCGGUGUCCGCGUUCCGUCCGGUGCGCGACGAGGCGGCUGUGGACGGUGACGAAAACCGUACUCCGAAGACAGUGGCCGAGGAAUCGUCACUGUUGGUCUGCAACAAGCCGCUGAGCAUAUGUUCGCCGCUCCAGAACAAGACCGUCGCCGCCGCGACGACGGCCGAUCCGCUCCACAACCGGCACGUUUCGCCGCCACCGUUGCAGCAACCCGCGAGGAAAAAACCGUCGUCAAACGUUCAGAAAACCCAGCAAGCGACUGCGGACGUGCCCCGAUGGGUCCACCAGCAGCAACAACACGCCGCCCACAACGGCGAUCACGGUCCGCUCCAACCACCGUCCACCGCAGCGGCCGCGGUUGCGGUCGAGUACACGAUGGCCAUGGCCGCGGCAGCAGCCGCUGCCGCCGGCGGUGGCGGUCACGUGCCGCCCGUGUUUCCGUUCAACUCGUGGAUGUACCGGUUCAACUUCCUACCGAUCGUGCCGGCCGCGGCCGAGUAUUUCCGGGAAAUGCAACACCACAACUUGCACCACCCGGCCGCCGGCGGUGGAUCGCCUGAAAUGAGCGACGAUCGACCGACGGCCGCGGCGCUGCACUUACAGUCGCAACACGCCGAGUUCGCGAGGCAACAGCAGCUAACCGGUACGGUGGCCAACCUACAUCACCAUCACAACAAUCCGGUAGUUCCGACGCCGCAAGUGGUACAGUCGGCGGCGCACCAACCCCUUCAGCCACCGCCUCCACCGCCGCCGCCACAACCGUCUUCGCUGCAGCCGCCGAUGAUGGCCACCGGUUAUGUUUCCCGGCCGGCCAGCACUUCCGGUUCGUCGGACGUAUCGUCGUCGUACGGGCCCCCGACGGCCGCCGGCGCCGGAACCACGAAGAACUGCGGUAGCUACCGUUCGCCAUCACCCCGCUCGCCCAGCCCGUACCGGUUGGCGUUUUCCGUCGACAACAUACUCAGACCGGAAUUCGGUAGCAAACUACAUCACCACCUGCAACAGCAACACCAUCAUCUCCAGCCUUUGCCGCAGCAACACCACUACCGCAACGGCAGGCCGUCGUCUGCGUCGCCACCACCGCCGCCGCCUUCCGUGGCCAAAAUGCACUUUAACACUCUGCUACAGAACAAGCCGCACUCUCAGCAAUCCAUUCCGUCGCUGCAUCGGCCCGCUCCGACCCGCCCCAAAGCCGUGGCUGUCGGACCAAAACGGCCGGUGUCCGCUGUUGCGGCGGAAAAGGCCAAUAAGCGUAAACCGGCACAGCAGCCGUUGCCGGUGUGCUCGCCCGUCAUCAUCAACAAUAACAACAACAACUAUGACAGCGACAACAGCAAGUCGGCGAACGGCGGCCGGAGCGACCACCACCACAAGCCGGACGACUCGGGCAACGAACAGGAAUCCGCGGGAUCGGACGCGACCGGAAGCGGCGACCAGCAAUCCAACGACAAGGAGAUGUGGCCGGCAUGGGUGUACUGCACCCGGUACUCGGACAGACCGUCUUCGGGACCCCGUUCGCGAAGGAUGAAGCGGAAGGACAAGUGUCCGGAAGAGAAACGGCCCAGAACCGCGUUUAGUGGUGAACAGCUGUCCCGGUUGAAGAAGGAGUUCAACGAGAACCGAUACCUGACGGAGCGCAGACGCCAGGAACUGGCUAACGAGCUGGGCCUGAACGAAGCCCAGAUAAAGAUAUGGUUCCAGAACAAACGUGCCAAGAUCAAGAAGUCCAGCGGCUCCAAGAAUCCGCUGGCGUUGCAGCUGAUGGCGCAGGGGCUGUACAACCACACCACGGUCGCCAUGUCCGACGAAGAGAUGGAUGACCAUCUGACGGUCGCGUCCUCGUAAUGUCAACUGGCACCGUCGUCGUCGCUGCUCUUAAUUUACCAGUAGGUUGUACGCAGAGUGUCAUUCCGCUGUAAAUCGUUUUUCCUCUAAAAUCAUUGUACGCGGGUCAACCAGAGUUCCUUCCGACGGUACUGCGCACGCUGUAUACAAUACAAAUGACGUGUUCUACAUCACUCUUCUUCAUUCCUACCAAUAACCACCGCUUACAUAAGUGUAUAUACGUUGGUAUUUUCCUCGUUUCUUCGACUUCCUAUAGUGUCUUUUUCGUUUCAUCUUCCUAAAAUCUCAUGUCUCCUCUCCCGCAGACCAUCUCAGAUCUGCUCAUAUUUUAUUUUAAGAUAUACGUGCGAUAUUAUAUGCUAUAGGCAUACUAUUUUUAAUGUAUAGUUGACGUGGUUUUUAUUUUUUGUUUUGUUAAGACGUUGUUUUCGUUUUCAUGCACAUAUACAAUGUAUAGUUGUAUAACGUGUUAAAAUUAUACGAAAUUUUUAAUUGUAAGACCCGUUCUCCGGUUCAUACACAUCGAACAUAUUAUACAUAUUAUAAUCGAAGAACGUGUCGUGUAAAUAAAGCAUAAUGUUAUAGAUUACAUAGGUAUCUCUAAAGUAAUAGCAGUCUUUCCGUAGGUCUUUGAUAGUUAUUGUAAGUAACACGAACGACAUCGGUAUGCGAUUCGUGUUGUCGUUCGGUCGGUCGAUGAUCUAUCUACUGUUAUAUGUACACCUGUAAGGCUGUUAUAUGUGUAUCACCGUUGAGUCAAAUCACUACUGUUUGUUCUAUGCGUAGAACAAUCGCGUUUCGUUUGAGAGCCAAUAAACCUUAGGCGCGCGUAUUAUAUGAUAAUAAUAUUAUGUGUGCAAAAAUGUAAAUACCAUGCCAUGCCGCGUUUUCGACCUCUAAAAUUCUAAUUCUUAUAUAUCAUAAUAUGCAUUUUGAAAACACAGUACAGUCGACUAUAUUGCCACGUGAUAGUCGCCGAUCUGAUAAAGAGCGUUAUGAGUAUUUUGAUAAAUAUCAAAAUUGUUUCACUAAUUUAUUUGAGAAUAUAAAUAAGAAAUCAUCAAUUGUUUCUGUAAAUACAUUAUUUAUUUAUACUUGGUUACACAAUAAUCGCGGAGCAGCGAUGGUUAUUAUCGGUGAUUUUUAUUUUAUAAAACAAUAUUUAAUUUAUUUUUUAUGCAAUCCUUGAUCAUCCUAUCAUCGUGGGUCUUAUCGCAAUAGAAUAUUACUGUACGAACAGCGUAUACCAUGCCAGUGAAUCGGAUCCUAUCGCCAUUUUUAUUUUUAUGAUUUUCAUAAAUAAUUAUUAACUCGUCACUAUAAUAGCCGUAGUGCAACUUAUUUAAAAUGUCGAUUUCACGUUGGUAAGGGGUUGAUUUGACCAAAUGAAUUCCUAUAACCCGUAAAACAAAAAAAUCGCUGUCCUUAUCGGUCAGUUCAGAAAGUGUAGGUACUCGUUGACGUAUAGCGUAGACGUACAUAAUGUAAGUAGGUAUAGGAUCAAUAAGCUCGAGGCGAUAAUAUAUCAUUUGAGUAAUCGCACGGCGUCUCAUCGUGAUAUCUACGACGUAUAAGACGAAAGACGAAAAAUAGACAGUGUGAAUUAUGUUUAGUUGUAAACAAUAUUACAAUUAUUUAGAUACGUGUUAAACGGUCAUGGUAGGUGUAAUAGAUAGGAUUUACGUCUUGAACCCGCGCGUCAAGUAAAUAUGGCUCUAUAUAGCAUGUAAGACAUGUACAUUUUAGAAAUAACGUAGACUGAAAUAUUUAGAUUUAUAUUUUAAGAAUUUUACAAUUACAUAUUUUUAUUUUUAAUUGUAUUUCUAGUCAUUAAUGAUUAUUUAUGUAUUAUUAUAUUAUAUAUUAUAUUAUUACGCUAAAUGUACUUAUAUAUUAUUACAUUGUCUGUAUACAGUGUACACAUGUAUACCAUAUAUGUAUGUACUCGACUUCUAUAAUAUGUAUUUGUGUUUAGGUGUAUCUAUACAAUGUUCCAUAGAAUCAUAUUAUAUUUACAUUUAACUACAUCAAUUUUUUCAUAG
This is a messenger RNA of Rhopalosiphum maidis (corn leaf aphid), 4330 nucleotides long. Its product is annotated as segmentation polarity homeobox protein engrailed-like. Gene Ontology annotation, biological process: neuron differentiation; regulation of transcription by RNA polymerase II; multicellular organism development. The transcript has 2 exons. The record is from RefSeq and is a predicted model, not a curated record. Gene Ontology annotation, molecular function: RNA polymerase II cis-regulatory region sequence-specific DNA binding; DNA-binding transcription factor activity, RNA polymerase II-specific. Gene Ontology annotation, cellular component: nucleus. NCBI's taxonomy places the organism in Eukaryota, Metazoa, Arthropoda, Insecta, Hemiptera, Aphididae. Bases 273 to 2288 code for a protein of 671 amino acids.